AUGAUGACGGAAGACAGAGACAACCUGCCAUGGGUUGAAAAGUACAGACCGCAGACGCUGGACGAUGUCUAUGGGCAAAGGGAAGUGGUUGGCACGGUGAAGAAGUUUGUUCAAGAGGGCAAGCUGCCACAUCUGCUGUUCUAUGGUCCUCCCGGUACUGGUAAGACGAGUACCAUUGUUGCGUUAGCCAAGGACAUCUAUGGUAAGAACUACUCCAACAUGGUUCUCGAGCUGAAUGCGUCAGACGACAGAGGUAUAGACGUGGUCCGUAACCAGAUCAAGGAUUUCGCAUCCACGAGGCAGAUAUUCUCCAAGGGUUUCAAGCUGAUCAUACUGGAUGAGGCCGAUGCGAUGACGAAUGCGGCGCAGAACGCGCUGAGAAGGAUCAUUGAGAAGUAUACCAAGAACACCAGGUUCUGCAUCCUGGCCAACUACAGCCACAAGAUUACCCCAGCGUUGCUGAGUAGAUGUACGAGGUUUCGGUUCCAGCCGUUGCCUAACGACGCGGUAGAGAAGCGUAUGGCCAAUGUGCUGGUCCAUGAGCACUUGCGGAUAUCGCCAGCGGCCAAAGAGGCCCUUCUGGAGUUAUCCAACGGUGACAUGAGACGUGUGUUGAAUGUGCUCCAGGCAAGCAAAGCCACGCUGGAGUCACCGGAGGACGAGAUAACGGACGAAGUCAUCUACGAGUGCUGUGGUGCGCCAAGACCCCAGGACAUACAAACGAUACUCAAGUCCAUACUGGAGGACGACUGGUCUACCGCGUACGACACACUCACGAGGAUCCGCAGCAGCAACGGGCUGGCCCUCAUAGACCUGAUCGAGUCCAUCGUCAAGAUACUCGAGGAGUACAAGUUGAAGAAAGAGGAAACCCGCAUCAGUCUCCUCUCACAGCUCGGCGACAUCGAGUACGCCAUCUCAAAGGGAGGCAACGACAAGAUACAAUCAAGCGCAGUGAUAGGAGCCAUCAAGAGCAGCUUCGAGCUAGAACUAGUAUAG
Nakaseomyces glabratus is the source of this 996-nucleotide messenger RNA. It is a transcript of the gene RFC3, whose product is annotated as replication factor C subunit 3. Gene Ontology annotation, cellular component: Rad17 RFC-like complex; nucleus; Ctf18 RFC-like complex. Gene Ontology annotation, molecular function: ATP hydrolysis activity; DNA binding; ATP binding. The record is from RefSeq and is a predicted model, not a curated record. Gene Ontology annotation, biological process: DNA repair; DNA-templated DNA replication. NCBI's taxonomy places the organism in Eukaryota, Fungi, Ascomycota, Saccharomycetes, Saccharomycetales, Saccharomycetaceae.